This is a messenger RNA of Chionomys nivalis (European snow vole), 3014 nucleotides long. It is a transcript of the gene Znf623, whose product is annotated as zinc finger protein 623. NCBI's taxonomy places the organism in Eukaryota, Metazoa, Chordata, Mammalia, Rodentia, Cricetidae. Bases 315 to 1814 code for a protein of 499 amino acids. The transcript has 2 exons. The record is from RefSeq and is a predicted model, not a curated record.
CUGGUGGAUUGAAUGUGGGGCAUUAAUAAAAGUAAAGGGAACCAAGGAUAUGCACAGUUUUGGCUGAACAAAUGCAAGCUGAUGGAGAAGGGGCAGAUUUAGCAGAAGCCGGAAGGUUGACACCUGAGGUUUGAGAACCCGAGAAGGCAUCAGGUUGAGAACUAGUCAUGUGGAAGCUGGAAAAGAGCCCAGCUGCAGGAAGAAAACUGUUUCCAGCCAGAGAUACCAUCUCUCUGCUAAGAUUCUACUGUAGGAGCUGGGGGCAAGAAGGUGCUCCCGAAGCCUGAACUUCUGGGGAUGAAAAGUCACAGAAUAUGAUGUCUGACAAACUUACAGUGCUGGAGCCUUCCGCCUCGGAGCCCAGGGAGUUUCAUGAUGACAGGUUAGCGCCGCUGUUGGGGAAUCCAGAAAGACAGAGCCUCGAGAGUCCCCCCUCUCAGGAGGGGGGCUUCAAACAGAUGACAGUAACCCACUGGAAAAUCCAAACAGGAGAGACAGCCCAGCUAUGCAGUAAGUCAGGAAGAAACCCUGUUCUCAACUCAAACCUUCUGAUACUUCAGAGAGAGCUCAUAGAAGGGGAGGCCCGUUCUUGUGGUGUUGGUGGCAGAAGCUUCCCAUUCAAUUCAAAUGUAGUUCCACAUCCGAUUUCUCACGCAGGGGAGAAGCCUUAUCAGUGUGAUCACUGUGGGAAAGGCUUCAGUCAAAACUCCCUCCUCACCGAACACCAGAGAGUCCAUGCUGGGGACAGGCUCUCUGUGUGCAACGUGUGUGGGAAAGACCUCAUUCACUACGCUGACCUAGUUGAGCACCAGCGUGUACACAGCGGCGAGAAGCCGUUCAAGUGUGCACAGUGUGGGAAAGCGUUUUGUCACAGUUCAGACCUGCUUCGACACCAGAGAGUCCACACCAGAGAGAGGCCUUUUGAGUGCAAAGAGUGUGGAAAAGGCUUCAGUCAGAGCUCCUUACUCAUUCGCCAUCAGAGAAUUCACACGGGAGAGAGACCCUAUGAGUGUAACGAGUGUGGGAAAUCUUUCAUUCGGAGCUCGAGCCUUAUUCGGCACUACCAGAUCCACACAGAAGUGAAACAGUAUGAAUGCAGAGACUGUGGGAAAGCCUUCCGGCACCGUUCGGACCUCAUUGAGCACCAGAGAAUUCACACUGGAGAGAGACCCUUUGAGUGUCACGAGUGUGGCAAGGCCUUUAUUCGCAGCUCAAAGCUCAUCCAACAUCAGAGAAUCCAUACCGGAGAACGGCCUUACGUGUGCAAUGAGUGUGGGAAGCGCUUCAGUCAGACGUCCAACUUCACUCAGCACCAGAGGAUCCACACCGGGGAAAAACUCUACGAGUGUAACGAAUGCGGCAAAGCCUUCUUUCUGAGCUCGUACCUCAUACGACACCAGAAAAUCCACACCGGCGAGCGGGUGUACGAGUGCAAAGAGUGUGGGAAGGCUUUCCUGCAGAAGGCCCACCUCACUGAGCAUCAGAAGAUCCACACCGGAGACAGACCCUUCGAGUGCAAAGACUGUGGGAAAGCCUUCAUCCAGAGCUCAAAGCUGUUGCUGCAUCAGAUUGUCCACACUGGGGAGAAGCCCUACGUGUGCAGUUACUGUGGGAAAGGCUUUAUACAGAGGUCCAACUUCCUUCAGCACCAGAAGACGCACACCGAGGAGAAGCUCCGCCAGUACGGUCAGCAUGGAACGGAUCUCACCCCACCCCCAGACCUUGUCCACCAGGAGGAUCUUUCCCUGAGCGAGACCUCCCUUCAUUUGGGAGAGGCGUCUACAGAUCAGGAAUGUCAUGCAGGUCACUUAUGAGACAGUCGCUCUUGGAGUCUGUAAGUGGUGCUUGGAAAUGGGCAUACUUAGUAUAUAUAUGGCCUCUAGGAUGUGGCUUGUCACAUUUCCCAAGUCACAGAUAGCCUGCUUGUGGUUAGGUCUGUCGUCUGUCACCAGGUCAGGAAAGCUGAGGUGAAAGACCCCCGGAGUUGGGAAACUCUCACUCAAGUCUCGGGAUAACACGACCUCCCAGGAACUCACGAGAGACCGUCCUUGCUACAAUCACACAAGGUUUAUUGACAGGACAGGAACCAGUGCACUGGGGCCGAAACUCAUUUCCCACGCAGGGGUAGAGUUCGACCCCGAGUAGCUGGGAGAAGGGGUAUUUAAGGGAAGAAACCAUAACCCAAUAACCCAAAGGAGGUAGGGAGGGCAUCAUUGGAAAAUUCCGAAAAUAGCAGUGAUAAUCACAAGGGGGUAACUCCCUGUUUCUCAAGAUUAUUCUCAAGAUUAUAAUCUAACUUUAAAAUUAGCUAGUUCCUGGACCAGAGUCACUGAACCGGCUAACCUAGAUUUUGGUUCUUCUCUCCCUGCUAGAUUUUUUUUUGGCUCUACUUUUUCUGCUAGAGGGGUCUGAAUUUAUCCGGGUCUUUCAUGGGGACUGGACAGCUGGCUUUGAGCUGAACACUGAGGGAGAGCCUCUAGAGCAUUUUCUAGAUUUUCAUUAAAGUUACACACUGUCAAGUUAAAUCUUUUCAGAGAUAUGGCUACUUCUCUGAAAGGUUGGAGAAAGGGGUAUUCUCAUGCAAAACUGCAAGUUGGUUCUUCCCUAUUGUCUGGGACUAAACUCUAUGCCACAUGGCCAAGUCCCUGGCCUUUGCUUUCUCAAGUGUUUGACUCCUGGUAAAGCAUUUGACGCGUUCCUCCAUCUACAUCCUCCAGGCCACCCCACCCACAUCCUCCAGGCCGCUCCCACUCCUGUCCUGAUGGGUCUCCCCGUCUCCCAAGUCGCUCCUGAUUAUUCUGCGAGGCCUCUCUCAGGCACCAUGCCCCAGAAUGCUUCCUUAGUACUGAGCUGGGUUUGUGGCUUGUGCUUCUGUUGCUCUGUGCUUCCCUCUGCUACUGUACUUGCUUUUAAAUACCACAAUUUUGAAUUCUUUUUCAUUGUGCUCUGUUCCCUGAGGACAGUGAUCAUGUAUCAUUGAUUCCCAUGUCCCUAGUGUCAAGCACAUGACAAUA